Molecule: messenger RNA, 1488 nt
Organism: Pan troglodytes (chimpanzee)
Lineage: Eukaryota; Metazoa; Chordata; Mammalia; Primates; Hominidae
Gene: EPYC
Product: epiphycan
Exons: 7
Coding region: 40-1008 (322 amino acids)
Biological process (GO): bone development; articular cartilage development
Cellular component (GO): extracellular matrix
Molecular function (GO): protein binding
Source: RefSeq, a predicted model, not a curated record
GCCAUUUCAUCAGGUCAGAGCCAAAGAAAAGCUUGAAAAAUGAAGACAUUAGCAGGACUUGUUCUGGGACUUGUCAUCUUUGAUGCUGCUGUGACUGCCCCAACUCUAGAGUCCAUCAACUAUGACUCAGAAACCUAUGAUGCCACCUUAGAAGACCUGGAUAAUUUGUACAACUAUGAAAACAUACCUGUUGAUCAAGUUGAGAUUGAAAUAGCCACAGUGAUGCCUUCAGGGAACAGAGAGCUCCUCACUCCACCCCCACAGCCUGAGAAGGCCCAGGAAGAGGAAGAGGAGGAGGAAUCUACUCCCAGGCUGAUUGAUGGCUCUUCUCCCCAGGAGCCUGAAUUCACAGGGGUUCUGGGGCCACACACAAAUGAAGACUUUCCAACCUGUCUUCUGUGUACUUGUAUAAGUACCACCGUGUACUGUGAUGACCAUGAACUUGAUGCUAUUCCUCCGCUGCCCAAGAACACCGCUUAUUUCUAUUCCCGCUUUAACAGAAUUAAAAAGAUCAACAAAAAUGACUUUGCAAGCCUAAGUGAUUUAAAAAGGAUUGAUCUGACAUCAAAUUUAAUAUCUGAGAUUGAUGAAGAUGCAUUCCGAAAACUGCCUCAACUUCGAGAGCUUGUCCUGCGUGACAACAAAAUAAGGCAGCUCCCAGAAUUGCCAACCACUUUGACAUUUAUUGAUAUUAGCAACAAUAGACUUGGAAGGAAAGGGAUAAAGCAAGAAGCAUUUAAAGACAUGUAUGAUCUCCAUCAUCUGUACCUCACUGAUAACAACUUGGACCACAUCCCUCUGCCACUCCCAGAAAAUCUACAAGCCCUUCACCUCCAGAAUAACAACAUUCUGGAAAUGCACGAAGAUACGUUCUGCAAUGUUAAAAAUUUGACUUAUAUUCGUAAGGCACUAGAGGACAUUCGAUUGGAUGGAAACCCUAUUAAUCUCAGCAAAACUCCUCAAGCAUACAUGUGUCUACCUCGUCUGCCUGUUGGGAGCCUUGUCUAAUUUCAGAUAAUGGUUAGCAUUAUGAUGGCUACUAUAAAUAAACCAUUCUUACUGCACUCUUCCAAAACAAAACUCAGCAUGAUACUUUGAGAUUGUGUUCUGAGAGAUGAUAUGACUACAUAAACUACAAUUAAAAAUGUUAUAAUAUAAUGAAAAUGUAGUAAUUUAAGAAAACACCAGAUGAGUUAGGAAUAAACCUAUAACAUUUAUAAAAAAGAGCAAAACUAAGUGAUAGAAAAUAUUUCACACAUGUUCUUAUAGAUCAUGUAUCACUUGCAAGUUUUAGGAGUUCAUAUCCUAUAUCAUUUCAAAUUAAGUACAUAAUAAAGUAAAAUUUUGAAAUGAACACUUUAGGUAUUUUUGCCAAGAUUUAGAUGUUGUUAAUUAAACUUUUCUCUUCCUUUUUUUUUCACUAAAGCAUGUUUAUUCCCCUAAUCCAUUAAAGAGCAUGAAAAAAAGAAUAAAUGUAUUUGAAAAUUA